AAUAGAAACAACUUUUCCUGAUGGUUUACUGCUCCCGCGAAUUCCAAGUGUCAAAAUAGAUCAGCCUCAAGUAGCUUCACAAGUGGCUUCACUAGUGCCGUGAGUUAGUGAAGAAAUAACCAACCGAAGCAUAAAACGAGACCGACCACCAUUGAUUCGUGCGGACAAGGUUCCCGUCCCGUCAUCGACGAUAAAAUCCCUCGGAAAUGACGCUGAAAGACGAAAUUGUUGCCGCCUCGGCGGAAGUCAAACCUGACUUUGGCGAAUCGUACUCCUCCAAAGACGAGAUCCUCCUGCUGACGUCGACGAUCAGCCGGAAGUCAUCGAUAGCACAGCCCUCUUCGCCACCCCCGUCCUACCGGAGCGAGGAGUUCGAAUGUGUUGCUCCGGUGCAUCGUCACCAUCAUCAGCAACAACAGGAACAGCAUCAGCACUACCAACCGAAAUAUCACCCAUGUGAAUCGAACGAAACCACUCGCUACUGUCAGCAAAGAAUCGACGACUACGACUACGAGCAGCAGACACUGAGCGAAGACUGCGAAGCCAACGGUUCCAAGAUGUACGAUAUUUUGGUUGUAAACAAAAAUUACAAUGCCGAAGGACCCGAUUCGAUCUCAGUGCGGGUGGGAGAUCUGGUCGAAGUGCUGGACAUGGGUGAUUCCACAGCGAACAGUGCAGCCAAGAAACCGAAAUUAGAUCCACUACUGAGCGUAGGUAAAACUGAAAAUUUGCUGGACAGUUCACUCUCAAAGCAUAAACUGGCCGUCAAACCGAAGAAGAAUCAUCACAGCUCGCACCGGAGAAGUGUCAGUCCGCAGCCACCACAGUACCAGCCGAAACCAAACGAAAAGUGGAAAGUACGAAUCUUCGAUGGUGACGACAAUGCCAAAGCAGGCUGGAUUCCGGUGUCGGUGCUGGACAUUAUGCACACCGAUCAGGCCGUAUUUGGUGAGAAAGCCAACGAUGCCGCCUACCGUCGAGAAGCUGUCGUUCGAGAGCUGAUUGAAACUGAAGAAGAAUUCGGCAAGGAUCUGCAGCAGGUCGUCGAGAACUACAUCAAAUACAUCGAUAACCCGGACAACAAAAUCCCGCGGCAGAUUCGCGAUCACAAGGAUGAUAUAUUCAAUAACUUCAAGCAGAUCGCGGAUUUCCAUAACACAGUGCUAAUCGAGGGCGUCAAAUAUAAUGCCAACAAUCCGAAAAUGAUAGGCAAAACUUUCCUGCGGCUAGAGCGCGAUUUCGACAAGCACGUGCGGUACUGCCGCGAUGCUCCGAUCACCCAGGAGUUUCUCGCCAGCAACGAUUUUGUGCGGGAUUUUUUUAUGGAACUCUCCCAGACCCUCAACGACGAUAAAAGCCUAUCAGAGCACCUCAAGCUACCAAUCCAACGUAUCAACGACUAUAAAUUAUUAUUCAAGGAGCUCCUAAAAUAUUCCACUUCACUUGGCGAAAAUGUCACCGACCUCCAGAAGGCCCUAGAGUUGAUGCUCUCGGUGCCCAGUCGAGCGAUAAACAAUAAGUACUUGGAGAGUAUCGAAGGUUUCCGUGGAAACAUACAGAAGCUAGGUCGAGUACUUGCUCACGAAUAUUUUGGAGUGAAGGAAAAGGACGGUAAAAUCAAGGAGCGCUAUCUUUUUCUCUUCAAAGCACGCAUCCUCAUCACCAAGGCAAAACGCCUGUCGGACGAAAAAUCCAUCUUUAUACUCAAGGAGAUCGUCAAACUACCGGACGCCCAAAUCAAAGUGAUCGACUCACGUGCCUUUGAAAUACAACCGAAGGCGGCCAGUCGAGCAGAAACCGUACAUCUGAUCGCAUACUCCGAAGAAGCUAAGCAACGCUGGAUCUACGAGAUCGAGGAGUACGCUAAUAACGCUGUAGCACUUCAGGAGCACAACAACGACGAUUUGCGACUUGAUCCUAAUCAGACAAACAUUGACGAUAGUAUCAUAAAGCUACCACAGCGAGUGGAAGCACAUAAAAGUGACGAAAACAUCAAACCAUCGGAUUUUGCCGAUAACUACGUGGUGUUCAAGCACAAGGCACAUCGCGAGGAAAUUCAGUCGGCACAAAAAACAGCGAGUCAAGAAGUUGUAACCACUGAAGAAGAGGAAGAGGAGAAACCCGCAAGUGUUCAAGAACGUUUAGCAGCCUUUGAAGUUAAAAAAUCCUCUCGAAAGCUUGACAUUUCUGCUAGUAAACAAGAAACCGUACUUCAACAACAAGCCGAACAGGUGUCUCAGAGCAAACACACUAGCACACAUAUCCAAGAGAGUAACGUUUCUUCUGUGCAAGUCCAGAAUACAUCACUAAAACAGGAUUCGAAGGUUGUCAGUCAAUCGAAAUCCGAAGUUACCCAACUUCAAGAAUCCAAAUCCACAGCGAUCAAACGCCAUCAGGAGUCCCAGCUAGAAUCUCAAGCGAAAAUCCAAAUACAAGAAGCUAAAGUAGCUAACAACCAAACAACAACCACAAAACGACAGCAGGAGGUGCAAGUAGCUUCCAAAACAAAAGUUCAAGCAGUCGAAACAAAAGCUACAGCGUCUUCACAAGAUUCUGUAGCAAAGGUAAGGACAUCAACUCAACAGCAGCAACAGAAAGUAACAGAGACUUCAGUAGUUGCUCAACAACAAGAAUCUACCUCUAAAAUCGCUCAACUCGAAGCGAAACACGCUUCGUCAAAGCAAAGACAACAGGAAGUGUCGACAACCGAAACUGUCCAGGUUAAUACAGUUUCUGCGAAGCCAGAAUCCCCACUCAGUCCUCCGAUUGACGCCGACUCAAAGAUCAAGCAGAUUGAAUCGAAAUACGCGGCCCUUAAGCAAAAACAAUUGGAGCAAAAGUCGGAAGAACUAGACGCCAAGUUCCAAAUUGUGGAAAGCAAAUUUGCUGCACUCAAGCAGAAGCAGCUUCAACAGCACCAAAAACAUCAGCAACAGCAGGAAGAUAAACCAGCUGAACCUUCGAAAAAGUUACAACAAAUCGAAUCAAAAUCUCAGCAUAUCAUCGAAUCUUCAGCACAGGAAAGCGUAACGAUUGUAGCAGUUCAGGAACAGAAACCAGAACCAGUACAACCACUGUCGAAACUUGAACAACUUGAGUCGAAAUACGGUAAAACCAAGAAAUCUCAACCGGAACCAGUAGAAGCAAUCUCAACUGCUCCUACCGAACCAGAAGUAUCUUCAGUUGAAGCGGUUCCGUUGAAUGCCGAACCGUUAACAAAGAUUCAACUGAUUGAAUCGAAAUACGCAGCCCUCAAGCAAAAACAACAACAAACACAGCAGCAUCAAGAACCGUUAGUUCAAGAAGUUCAAACAACAGAAACAAAGCCGAUCUCCGAUCAACAAGAACAAUUAUCAAAGUUAGAGCAAAUCGCAGCAAGACACGCUGCUCGCAGACAAUCAUACAAGAAGGAACAAUCUGACUUAGAAGAAACCAAUAAAACACAAGAAUCAAAACUUCCAGUUGCUGUAAGCCAAACUGAGAAAAAAGAAGAGUCAUUUACAGUGCAGAAGGUCGAAGCCGUAAAGUUUCCUGCAGUUACGGCAAAGCAAGAGACCAAACCGGAAGAAAAGAAACCAGAAUCGGAAUCACCAAAGGAUAAAACAGAAAAGAAAGAUCUUCCCAAGCUACUAAUUCCUACAGCAGAAAAGAUCGCAGAUUCUUCCGUCGAAAGCCCAAAACCGAAAAAGCAAGUUGAGUCACCGAAAGCUCCAGCAAAGUCUGUCGCAAGUCCGAAAUCAACUGAAAAGAAAGUUGAAUCAGCAAAAGAAGCACCGAAAGCUGCUGAGAAACAGCCCGCGGAGUCUCCGAAGGUAGAAAGUCCAAAAAAAGUCGAGUCUCCAACACCACAAGCGAAGCCAGUAGAGAAUAAAUUUGAACCUACGAAGACACCGACAACUACAAAAUCAAUUUCAGAUAGUUCGAAACCUCAAGACAAGAAGGUUGAACCAACUAAAGCUCCGGAGUCGCCGAAGACACCGACUAAACCGGUCGAACCUUCGAAAAUACCAACCAAGGUAGUUUCAGCUAGUCAAAACUCAAUCGAAAAGAAAGUUGAUUCGACAAAGGUUUCUGAACCUCUCAAAACAGCCGAGCAAAAGACCGAAACUCCCAAAACACCGAUUUCCGAUAGUCCUAAACCAGUUGAACAGAAGAUCGAAUCUCCGAAAACAUCGAAAAAACUAGAUUCGGGUCUCUCGAAACCAUUGGAAAAGAAGGCAGAACCUACUAAGACUGCUGAAGUUUCAAAAACUCCAACUGAACAGAAAGUCGAGCCACUUAGAACAUCUACGAAGUUAGUUUCGGAUAGUCCAAAACUACAAGAGAAGAACAAGGCAACCGAAGACGCGAAAGCUCAAAGUAAAUCGGUAGAACAGAAAGUUGAGCCUAAGAAAACACAAGCAAAACUUGUUUCAGACAGUCCGAAGCCAGUUGAAACACCGAAAACACCAACUAGCCCUGCGAAAACAGAACCAAAAACUUCGAAAGCAGUUGACAAGAAACUACCCGAAGCUGCAGAGCCAACAGCGAAACUUGUUUCAAGCAGUCCGAAAUCUUUUGAAACACCGAAUACUAACUCAGUGAAAACAGAACCAGAAAGUUCGAAAGUAGUUGACAAAAAACUACCUGAAACUGCAAAACCAUCAUCGAAAGUCACAAAACCAUCAAUCAAAGCUCCAGAACCGAUUACCAGUAAGCAACCGGAGAAGAAGCCAGAACCGGAGAAAACCAACACUUCGCCACCAAGAAAGCUAGAAGAUCCUAAACCAAAACCAGAUACAGAAAAGCCGGUAGAAACACCUUUCCAAGCCAAGAAGAUCGAAUCAGUUAAGUUACCAGAGCCACCAGCCAAGACCAAAGCAGAUUCCGCUAGUGUAAUAGGUUACGAUACUCCUGUAGCGGUUGACGAACCAGAAUCUUCCCUAGAAAAUCUAGAACAGCAGAAACUUAGGGAAGCGGUGCUUGAGCGUAAACUCGAAGAGAUCCGCAUCAAGGAACGUGCGGCACUGGUGGAAGCCAAACGCAUUCGACAGGCCAAAGAGGAAGAGAUCAGACGAAAGUUUGAGCUACGAAGCAAGCGGGAAAUCCAGCAGAUCAAGGAAACCGCUUCCGAGCUACUUGAGCAGAUUAAGGCUACCAAAGAGUCUGUUCAGUUUGUAUUGGGUGACGGAGAUAAGCCGACCGACACCAGGUUACCCAAGUUCACACAGGCAGCCGAUAACGAUCCGGAUUCCCCGAAUCAACGAAGGCCAUCCUCACACGACAACAGUCGAAGUGGAUCAGGAGAACAAGCGGAAGAAUCGGGUGGUGAUCAAGGUGAACAGUCAGAAGGAAACCAGGAAGGAUCGGGAGGAGAUAGCGGAGGAAAGAGAACUCCACCGCCUCUUCAACUGCCGACAUUCUUUGAUCCGCCGCCUCCGCCAGUAUAUCACGCUACAAUCGAGGUGUUCAUUAAGAAAGAACGCCCACCACCACCACCGCCACCGAAGAUCACCAGGAAGCUGGUGGUUAAUACCGACGAGCUAGACCGGAAGUCACAACUUUUCUUAGAAGGUCAAUUACCGGAAGGACCGGAUCCGGACUUCUCAACUGCAGCCGCGCACCGUAAAGUGAAAGGCAUUAAGCAUCUGUUUGGUAAAACCGGCGAAACCGUACGGUACGCCGAAGAUACGGUUCUCAAAGCCGAACACGGUGAAUUCGAGAGCAUAAUCAUCCCGGAAGAGGAAGAACCCAAACACAAAGAGCCGGUAUACGAGUAUCAGUACACCGUCGAAGAUCCGGUGACGGGAGAGAAAAUUUGCACGGCAGAUCUUGAUCUGGAAACGAUCGAUAGAAACCGUCAUAGAAUGGAGCACUCUUCCAGGCACGCGACCCAUCGAUAUUCCACGCGAAAGGAUCGCACCCUUGAAGCACAACUCGAGGAACUAGCCGAUUUUGAGGUCAAGCACGAAGGAAAGAUGUCGGCCAAUAAUACCGAGGCCAUACCGGUGCCAACCAACAUCAGACCGCGCUUUUUGAAGGCAAUUCAUGGUCUGAGCGUCGAGCCCGGUGAAAAUGCGAGUUUCACGUGUCAGUUGGAUGAGCGCUCGAACGUGCAGUGGCUUAAGGACAACAAGCCGCUCGACGACAAGCUGGCGGAUCGCAUCAAUAUGCGUGAAACCAAUGACCUAGCAUAUUCGCUGGAAAUUCAACACUGUCGCGAAGAGGACACCGGUACCUACACGGCCCGUGCUAUCAACGGAACGGAAAAUUCCUCAUGUACGGCCCAGUUGACCGUGGAGAAACUGACACCAGAGCAGAGGAAGGCCUUGUCGGAAACCAACGCUCCAGUGUUCAUCGUAAAGAUGAAAGGUACCGAGGUCGUUGAGAAGACCUAUCUCACGUUCAUGGUAAAGGUUAAAGGUGAUCCCAAACCGAAGAUCCGAUUCUGUAAGGACGAUCGCGAGAUUACCGACUCCGACAAGCGCAUGAAAAUCGUUCGUGAUCGCGAAGAUAGCGGAUACUACGAGUUGAUUAUUCCAGAAGUGCACAAAGGCGAUUGUGGUGUUUACUCGUGCACGGCCUAUAACAAGUUCGGUAGCACGAAAACCGAAGCGCAACUGCUGGUGAGCGACCAGACCGAGCUAUUCAACGAGUUGGACACUCUGCAAGACAAAAACAAAUUCGUUUGGAAAAAGAACGGUGUUCCCUUCGAUCCUGAGGAGCGUUUCAAGGUGCUGAUGGCUGAAGAUUCCGACUCGUUGGCGCUUGUCUUCCAGCACGUGAAACCAGAGGAUGCUGGACUCUACACUUGUGUUGCCGCUACCGCUUCCGGCAAUAUCCAGUGUAGUGCUGAACUGACGGUUCAGGGACAGGUUAACCAACUGACGCAGGAGCCAACCAAGCCGCACUUGAUAUUGGAAUCGAAGGACGCACUGGCGCGAAUUGGUGGUAAAGCAUUGCUAGAGUUGAAAGUCCACGGUUAUCCGAAACCGGAGCUCGUCUGGCGCCACGAAGGCACGAUUAUCGAAGCGACCGAUCGCUUCAAGUUCCUCUACGAGGACGCCGAAUCGGUAUCGCUCGUUAUCCGGAAUGUCCAACCGUCGGAUGGAGGUGCGUAUUCGAUCGUAGCGCAAAACGAACUGGGCGAAGAUUCGACCUUUAUCAACCUGAUCGUCAAAUGUCCACCGAAGAUCGUGAAACCACACGACAUGUCCGCUAUGGUCGGUGAGCACUACAAGAUGUCCAUUGAAGUCGACGCCAUCCCGGAGGCUACGGUUAAAUUCUACCGCAACGGCAGGGAAAUCGUGGAAAAUGAACGUAUCAAAUUUUUGACUGCUGAAAAUUACUACAUUAUGAAAUUUAGCCCAACCGUAAUGGAAGAUGCUGGCAAUUAUUCGAUUAUUGCCACCAACGAAAUCAGUCAAGCAACCGAAUUCUGGGAAUUCUCCAUAAACUCUCCACCGCGUAUCACCCGUAAGUUGGAUCCGGAGUUGAUUGUCAACGAGAAGGAAGACAUCGAGCUAUGCAUCAAGGCGGACAGUAAUCCACCUCCUAUCGUCCGUUGGUACAAGGACGGCCGGGAAAUCUUUGCCGAUGGCAAAAAGGUUAUCAUAACCGAAGAUGAUGGUCGCUUCACGUUGAAAAUUCACGCUGCAGACCGUGACGAUACAGCCAAAUACAGUGCCGAUAUCAUUAACGACUACGGUACGGUGAAGGAGCGUUGUCAGGUGAACGUGAAUACCGAUUCCAAGGUUCGCGAGUCGCUGAAUGCCAUCACUUGCAAGGAAGGCGAAACGAACAUAAUGCUGGCGGUGAAAGCCGAUGGAUAUCCCAGACCGACCGUCCAAUGGUACAUUGACGGUGUUGAGAUUACGGAAUCUAGCAACGACUACAAAUUUGAGGAGGAAGGAUUGUACUAUAAAUUAUACAUCAAGGAAGCUAAGGCAGAACUGCAAGGCGUCUACAAGGCUAAAUUCACGAACAUUUACGGUUCAGACGAGACCAGCGCUAAGACGACGAUUCAGUGUACGCCCAAGAUUCGCAAGGCACUAGUCGACACCGACGUUGACGAGAACACUACGCUUACGCUGGAGGUCGGAAUCUACGCGGAACCGGAGCCGGAAAUAACGUGGUACAAGAAUGGUCAACCGAUGCAAACCGAUGCCAGACUGACGAUCAAGAGAGAUUCGCAGCGCGUCGAAAACUAUACCCUAUCGCUGGCCAUGGUUCGCGGUGCCGACUCCGGGGACUACGAAGUACGCGCCGUCAAUUCCAUGGGCACCAUCAGCAGCAAGUCACGGGUCGUUGUGCAAAAGGCCCUUGUAGCGAGCCCCGGUGAUAAUACCGAAGCACACCGCGUGUUCAGCGAAUGUACCAAAAUCGAUCAGAACGGAGAGACAAUCAUGAUCUCGGUGCAUACCGAAGAAAGUCAUGCCGCCAUCGUAACAGGCCCAGAAGCAUCCCACUCAAUUCACCAGAUGCGUGCUACCACCGUCAUAUUUGAAGAGGACAGCGGAUCCCCGUUGGAGGUACCUCAAAGAAUCAUCUACCCUAAUAAACCGCACGCGUCGGCCUUACACGUAGAGGAAAUCGACAGCAUAACUUUCCAAUCGCCAGAGGAUACCGCCAAGUAUCACAGUCUAGCGACGAACGAAUCCUUCGGUACGCGACUAAUCAUUGAAGAGCUAGAAUCGGACAACGAAACAACACACACCGUUUUCGUUGGUGGCAAAUAUUCACGAGGCGUGUCCAUCACAUCCGCUUCCGAUGAUGAGCAGAAGCUUUCUCGGCAGUCUAGCCGGCUGGAAAAGGAAGAAUCGGAAUCACAACGAUUCGAAGCAACUGCAGUACAGACUACAGUACAGGUGAAUGGUGUAGAAUCGACGGUUGGUCAAGCCGAUUUUGGCAAACGACUAGAGCAGGAGCAAGUCGAACAAUGUAGUACCGAGAAAGCGAAAAAGGUUCAUUUUGACAAUGGCACAGCUCAAGCGAAGAAUGCUCGAGUGCUGGAGAAACAUGACUCCGAGGCGGAAAACGUCGAGAGUGGCGAAAUGCGCGCUACACUCAGUGAAGACACGAUGAUUUCAAAAAUGAGUAAAUCCUUGCAACAAUCUGAGGCUACUGAGGUUAGUCAAACAGGAAAACCUGUUGAACUGUCAGAAGUAGACGCUACAGAAGGUGACAGAAAGCUAUUCAGUAAGGAGACGAUAGAUACGAAGCGAAUAGAUGAGGAGCAACAGGCACAUUUGAAAAAUGUUAACGGUGUUGAAACAUUAAAUUCUAAAUUGCUUCAGAAGGAAUCGUCGAAUGAAAUCGAUCAGAAGGAAACUGAGGCCGAAUUGCAAACAUCCGGCCAAACCCCUCGGAAAGCUUUAUCCAAGCAAGAUACGACAGAAGAGGAAAUUGGAAAACCACAGAAAGCCAAAGAAUCUGAAGCGGAAAGUCUAAAACGCCCUGAAGCCUCACCGGAGAUUAUCAGAACCGACAUUGCCGAUGUUACAACAUUCGACUCGCUUCCUCUGGUUUGGACCGUGGAAGCUGAUGGCAUCCCAAGACCGACCGUUUCCUGGUACUGCAACGGACAAGAGGUCGUGGCUAGUGAUCGGAUCCGAAUCACUGAUUCAGGGACUACCUACAAGAUCGAGAAUCGCGAUGUCAAGGAAGCUGAUGCCGGGGAAUGGAAAGCUGUGGUAAAGAACCGUAUCGGAGAGAAGACGCUACCGUGUAAUCUUACGGUUAUUCCUUGCAAGGAAUAUCGUCGACCGAAAUUCAGCAAAGGCCUUGAAACCAUCAGCGUUCACAAAAACGAACCGGUUACUUUGAGUGUCACCAUUACGGCGGAUCCGGAACCGGAGUUCACUUGGAUCCAGAAUGGUGUUGAAGUUCAUGCCGAUAAUUUUGUGGAGAUGAAAACCGAAAUCAAGGAGUUGGAGUACAACCUCAAGGAGAUCACCUACACGCUGCACAUCGCGGAAGCUCGCCAUUACGAUACCGGAGACUACACCUUCCGCGCGAAGAAUAAAUAUGACAUCAACGAAUCCAAUGGACGUUUGGAUGUGCUGUUGAAGCCUGAGUUUGAGAAUUUCAGCGACAUCACGGUGAUGCCGUUUACCCAAGGUGUCUUCCAGGUACUGGUCAAGGCCAAUCCCAAACCCAAAGUCACCUGGACCAAGGAUGGCAUCAAUCUGUGCAAUGUCGACAACUGUGAUGUCAUUGCGGAUGUCGAGAAGGAGAUCUACACACUGUUGGUAGAAUCAUGUGCACUAGCCGAACACGGCACCUACACGCUCACUGCGGUCAACAGCUUCGGAGAAACGGUGGCCACAGCGAAGCUGAAUGUGCAUACUGAGAAACCGAAGUUCACAAUCGAACCGGAGAGCAUGAAUGUUCACGAUUGGGCCGAUGUCUACAACAAGGUUGUGGUCGUGGGUAUUCCGCGUCCAUCAAUCCAAUGGUUACACAACGGUACACCGCUCAACCUAGACGAAAUCGAUGAAGAAACCAGUGAACCCAAGGUAAAAGUGGUUACAUCCGGUGAUACCGAGGUGACCAGUGAGCUGUUCAUCACCCACUUUGGACCUGAAUCACAGGGAGAUUACUCGUGUUUGGCAUCGAGCAUCGGUGGAGAAACGGAAGCAAAAUUCAUGAUACUGGUAAAGAACGAACAGCCUAUAUUUGGUAAAGGUCUCGACCGAACCAUGGAUCUGGAGGAAGACGAUCGCCUGGAGCUGGCCUGUAUCGUUGAUGGCAGUCCAUUGCCCAAGAUGACCUGGUACAAGGAUGGAAACGAGAUCACUCCGGAUAAUCAUAUCAAAAUCACCCACGGACACGAUGGUCGUUGUCGGUUGAUCAUAGAAAAAGUAGAUCCAGGAGACAGCGGUUGCUACAAACUAGUUCUCUCCAACAAAAGUGGUGACGUUGCCACACAAAGUUCGGUUGCAAUUACUCCCAAACAGAGAUAUCCCGUUUUCAUUCGUCCACUACAAGAUCAACAGGUCGUUAUUGGAGAAACUCUGCACGUGGAAGGUAAAAUUGCCGGCUUCCCAAUGCCAGAGGUUCGGUGGUUCAAGGAUGGCCUACCGGUCCAUCAGACACGAGCUAUCAACUUCAUUAACGAACCUAACGGAAUCGUUGGAUUUAUCAUUGAUCGUGCCACACCGGAAGAUGCUGGAAUCUACACAUGCGAAGUGGUGAAUGCCGUUGGAAAAGCAACUUCCGCUUCAAUUGCCGAAGUUAUUCCGAAAGCGAAGAAACCUCAAUUCGUCAACGAGCUUUUGAAUGCGAGCAUCGUUGAAGGAUUCCCGAUCAAGAUGAACGUUAAGGUUGUCGGUUGUCCAGCACCUGCAAUCGCCUGGUUACACAAUGGAACCCAAAUAACCGGCGAUCGAUUCAAGAUCACUUCGGAGGGCGAAGGAUGCUCUACGUUGACCGUCGAUAAAUCUCAGGCCGCUGAUGGUGGUGAAUAUAAGGUCGUUGCUUCCAACGAAAACGGUGACACAGAAUGUGCAGCUACGGUAACAAUUCUGCCGGUAACAGACACUUCAACUGGUGAAGAACCACCAACCUUCCUGGGAGGAAUCCGUGAUAUCACAGCGGAUGAAGGCAAAGAGCUUACUUUCCGAGCACGUUUCGCUAGUAACCCAGCACCCGAGGUUAUUUGGACGAAGGACGGUGAACCGCUUCAACCAACCGGACGUGUUACGGUCUCAUGUGACGGCAAAAGUGUUGGACUCACAAUAUCACCGGCUGAGAUGACGGAUUCCGGCGAAUAUGCUUGUCUGAUGGCUAACCCUCUGGGUGAAACUGAAACCAAAGCCUCCGCCAUCGUCCGAAAAGUGUACCAAAAACCGAACUUUGUCUACCGUUUCCCAGAUGUCCAACAAUUGCCCGGUUUGGAAGCUAAGUUCCCAGCGAAGCUGGUCGGUGUUCCUCGACCGACUGUUCAGUGGUAUAAGAAUGAGACUCCCAUCUAUCCGAACGACCGCUACAAAAUGAAAUACGAGGGAGAACAUUGCUGUUUGUAUAUCAAAGAAUGUGUAGAAUCCGAUACCGGUUUGUACUCCUGCGUGGCAACCAAUCGCGAAGGAACCAGCACCGUAGAAGCCAAACUGGAUGUUGUUUCGCAGUUGACCAAGGGAGAUGAACCUACCCCAGCAUAUUUCAUGAAAAAACCUGUCGACAUCACUGUACUGGAAGGAAUGAAAGCCAAGUUCACGGCGUGUGUAGAUGGAUUUCCACUACCCACAGUGGAAUGGAUCCGCGAUGGUCACCGGUUGGUACCAAGUGAAAAAUACCGUAUUGAAGCUGACAUCAAUGGCCUAGCCCGUUUGAUCAUCGAUGACGUUCAGGAAGAAGAUCUUGGUCGGUAUACUUGCAAAAUCAGUAACAAUCUGGCCGAAGUAUUAGCCCAUGCAAAUCUACACUUUGAACCAUUGGAUGCCUGUCCGCGGCGUCGUUACGGAAAGACUAAGGACAAGAAUUAUCUGCACACUUCUCCGUAUCCGCUUAUGGACAAACCAAUCAUUUCCAAGCUAUCCGACCGACGACUGACACUGUCCUGGAAGCCAUCGAUGACUACAGUACCACGGUACCCCAUCACCUAUCAGAUGGAGAUGUUGGAACUUCCGGAUGGUGAUUGGCACACUACCCGUUCCGGAAUCCGCAGUUGCUCGUGUGAAGUACGCAACCUUGAACCGUUCCGUGAUUACAAGUUCCGCAUUCGCGUCGAAAAUAAGUACGGAGUCAGUGAGCCGAGUCCCUACGUGCAAACUUAUAGACAGAAACUGGAGCCUAGUGCCCCGGUGUUCUAUCCAUAUCUUGGACCGGGACGCGAUUUCCGUCCAGAUACUUCUCCGUUGUAUCCACGCAACUUUGACGUGGAACGUGCAUCGCGCCACGAUCAACGCGAGGGAAUUCCACCGGAGUUCCUGCGUCAAGAAUUCCCUGUUCAAUACGGUACCAAAAACCACAACGUCAGUCUGUUCUGGUUCGUGUACGGUUAUCCGAAGCCAACAAUGACCUACUACUUCAAUGAUCAGAAGAUCGAAGCAGGCGGCCGUUAUUGUUUCAGCUAUACCAGAAAUGGGCAGGCAACACUGUUCAUCAAUCGCAUGAGCGAGCGCGACGUAGGAGUGUACGAAGCAGUGGCAACCAACGAACACGGUUCGGUUAGGCAACGCGUUUGCUUGGAACUGGGUGAGUACCCACGGUUCUUACAACGCCCCGAGGAAGUGUUCAUCAUGGGACGUCGCUCAGGGCGUAUUGAAGCGAAGAUUGCCGGUGUACCCUUCCCCGAUGUGAAAUGGUACAAGGACUGGCAGCCGAUCACAGAAUCAUCACGGCUUAAGAUGAUAUUUUACGAACCUGAUACUUGGGUUUUGCUGAUCACUGAUGCGAUCAAAAAAGACGAAGGAUUGUACUCGCUAAGCGCACGCAACGUUAUUGGAUCCAUUAGUUCGUCUGUGAUGGUGCAUGUUGAGGAUAACGAGGAAGAUUACGUGUACAAUGCCCAUCACCGAACUCCCUAUGUUCGAGCCCGGAAUAAGGUUUGCGACGACUUCUAUGAUAUUGGUGACGAGAUCGGAAGGGGAACUCAGGGUAUUACCUAUCAUGCCGUUGACCGUGCCAGCGGACGUAACUACGCCGCUAAGAUUAUGCACGGUAGUCCCGACUUACGACCGUUUAUGUUCAACGAAGUGGACAUUAUGAAUGUUCUUAAUCACAGAAAGUUGAUUCGUCUUCAUGAUUCGUUCGACAUCAGCAAAUCGUUGACUCUUAUACUGGAACUGGCUUCCGGUGGGGAAUUAGUUCGUGACAAUCUGUUAGUCCACGACUACUACACCGAGCGUCAGAUCGCAAUCUACGUGUACCAAAUCUUGCUGGGAUUGGAGCAUAUGCAUACUAGAGGAAUUGGACACAUGGGUCUUACGAUCAAGGAUCUUCUGAUAGCCCAUCCUGGAAGUGACAACCUGAAGAUCUGUGACUUCGGCUUGUCUCGUCGUAUUGAAGAUGAUAAACUGUUCACCCUAGACUAUGGCAUGCCCGAGUUUGUGGCACCGGAAGUGAUCAACCGACGUGGUGUUGGAUUAGGUCAAGAUAUGUGGAGUAUCGGUAUUAUCACAUACAUCCUGUUGGGAGGCAUCAGCCCAUUCAUGGGUCGUAACGAUCGCGAGACCUUAACCAAAGUAAGAGACGGAAAGUGGACAUUUAUUGGCAGUGUUUGGGAGUUCAUCUCCGCCGAGGCCCGUGAUUUCAUUACCAAACUGUUGGUUUACGAAGACGAACAUCGUAUGACGAUCAAGGAAGCUCUGAAUCAUUCGUGGUUCGAUAUCAUUUACAAGCGAACCUUCGAAGAGUACCAGAUUGGUACGGAUCGUCUCCGUCGCUACUAUUACCACUACAGAGAUUGGUACACUAACGCAUCAUGUCGCACCUGGUACCGUCGUCGUCCAUUGAUGAGUUGUUUCGACCAUCCGUCGAAGAUGAUCUAUCCAUCCGGUAUAAUAUUCACUCCGGAAGGUACACCACCCCCGGUUACCGUGGAUGAUAUCCCACACAAACGCAGGAAGUGGGACGAAUACGUAUCGAAGGAUAACCAUCCCGACUACGAAACUGCAUCGUUCAAAUCCGAAAGUCACUAUCAGUACGGGCCGGACACGUAUUUGCUACAGCUGCGUGACACCAACUUCCCGUGCCGUUUGCGUGAGUACAUGAAGAUCGCCAAACAUCGUUCGCCUAGUUUGCUGAGCGAAAGUAACUAUGAUUCAAGUCUCCCCAUCAUUCGCGAACGUCGUCGCUUUACCGAUAUCAUGGACGAGGAAAUCGACGAUGAACGUAGAAGUCGCAUCAGUCGCUACGGCACAGACGACAGUGUAACGAUCAGCCGACGACUUCGUACAGAGGUAGGAACUCGUCUGGGCUCCUACGCGGAAGCCGAAGCAUUGAUCGAAGUCAAACGUGAAGGUCAUCCACCGUUCUUCCGCGAAAAACCGCAAACGAUCGCAAUUCGCGAAGGUGAACCCAAUCAAAUUAUUUGCUACGCCGUUGGUGAUCCGAAGCCAGCGGUGACCUGGUUCCAUAACGAUAUGGUCGUUACCGACAGUAGCCGCAUUAAGGUUUUGGAUGAUGUCGAUGGUCGAUCCGUGAUUCAGUUCCAUCCGGCUUCGCAUAGCGAUUGCGGUAUCUACAAAGCAGUAGCGAGUAACAGGAUCGCCAAAACGGCAGCUCGUUGCCGGGUGGUGAUCGCCAUUAUUCCCGAUGCUCCCGACUGUCCUGAUGCCGUAGCUGCCAGUGAUACCGAGGUGCUGCUGCGUUGGAAACAACCCAGAAGUGACGGUAAUUCGCCAGUUAUCUGCUACAGCUUAGAACAGAAAGAACAUGGAAAGCUAGACUGGGUAGAUGUGGCCAGCAACAUUGAUCACGAGUUCUACUUGGUGCACAGUUUAACGCCCAAUACGGGCUAUCAGUUCCGAUUGGCUGCUUAUAACCGGAUCGGAUGGAGUGACCGUGGUAUUGCUACGAAAACGGUGAACACCCUGGAAGUCGGUGCUCCGAAGAUUCAAAUCACGAGAGCCAUGAAGCAGUUACAGCAAUUGACAGAAUCAGGCCAGCAGGUUGCACCGGAAGAACGUUCGGGUCGCCUAGACUACAGCUACGAGAAAACUCCCUUAAAAUGGAGUAUUGAAGGUAAUUACAACGAAAAGUUUAGCUUUAUGUCGGAGAUCUCGCGGGGACGCUACUCGAUUGUUGUGAAAGGGUUGGAAAAAGCUACCGACAGGAUCGUCGUUGCUAAAAUCUUCGAGUUGGGUGAUGAACGUGUAGCGGAAGCCGCAGAACACGAGUACGAAAUGCUGCGUACGUUGCGACACGAACGCAUCGCUAGUCUACUGGCUGCCUUCAAACCUAAGAACACUUCUAUUGCUGCCCUUGUUCUGGAAAAACUUCAGGGUGCCGAUGUGCUGACCUACCUGAGCAGUCGCUCCGAGUACAGUGAACAGAUUGUUGCAACCAUUGUUGGACAGAUUCUCGAUGGUCUACAGUACUUGCAUUGGCGUGGAAUCUGUCAUUUAGAUCUGCAGCCGGAUAACAUUGUUAUGUCUUCGGUCCGACAGGUUCAGAUCAAACUGGUCGACUUCGGAGCGGCACAGCAAGUGUCCAAAUUGGGUAAUCUUGUACCGAAUCAGGGCUGGUUGGAUUUCACUUCUCCCGAAGUGCUCAACGCUGAAGCAGCUUACCCACAAACAGACAUUUGGUCGGUUGGCUGUCUUACAUACCUGUUCCUAUCCGCGACCAGUCCGUUCCGCGGCGGAGAUGAAGCCGAAACUCGAGCUAACAUCAGUUUCGUACGCUAUCGAUUCGAAUAUCUGUUCAAGGAAGUCACCCAGGAGGCAACACGCUUCUUGAUGCUGACGUUCAAGCGAGCUCCCACUAAACGUCCAUCGGUCGAAGAAUGUUUCGAACACCGAUGGCUCGUGCAUACCGACUUCAUGACUAAGAAACGUGAGCGAGCGAUUUUCCCUGGUAGUCGUCUGAAGGACUUUUCCGAACACUAUCACACGAUGAAAACGAACGAGGCCACCAAGUCGGAGACUAUCUCCAGCAUCGGUGGUCAAUCCCCUCGGCAGCUGCUAAGGUCCAACAGCAUCCAGGAGGAGUUGUUGACCACUUUCUAAGCCCUUCAGCUUAAGCUACACUUCUACGUUACGUUACGUUACGUUUCUAUCGCCUUUGAAAUCCUUGCAACUAUUUAUUUAUUUAUUUAUUCACUAUAUAGAAUAUAAUGUCAAACUGCUUAUUCACGCUUCUAUCUUCGCAUCCAGCCCCGCCUUGUACAUAAUAAUAAAGGAAAACUUAUUUUUGUAUAGGAAAGACGACGAGAACACAGUUUAGCAAAACAAAAAAAACUUAUAUUUUGAUAUAUGUGAUAGCCGGGUCGGAAACAACUUUUAUAUAAUCAUUUAACCGAAGCUAUAACCACAAAUACGUUACACAUCCCUGAAGAAACGACUCGGACCAUAUAUAUAUAUACAUUGUCUCUCUAUCUCGCUUUAUAUUGUGAAGUACGCUAAGAAAUCAAAUAGAAUCGCUAAGCCUAAGCCCCUAGGAAGAACAGUCACUGAAAAUAUGCAUUCUUUCAGAGCAACAAGAACGCAAUCGAUAGGCAACUAAUUCGAUAAUCGGAAAAUUACGUGUAAAAUUCGUUGAAUUUAGUUCGGUUUCAGAGUUUUAAUCAACCAACCUACUUUCGAAGCUUUGGAUAAAUAAUGAAAAUAUUUUUUUUCGUUCUAGUUAUUUUGUCAUUCCUCGCCGGAGAUGACAUUUUGCGAUAUUUUUAUUUUAAUAAAUAGUUGUGCUUAAUUGUAA
Messenger RNA from Malaya genurostris, 17343 nucleotides. It is a transcript of the gene Obsc, whose product is annotated as obscurin. Lineage: Eukaryota; Metazoa; Arthropoda; Insecta; Diptera; Culicidae. Gene Ontology annotation, molecular function: guanyl-nucleotide exchange factor activity; axon guidance receptor activity; protein binding. The transcript is spliced from 29 exons. The record is from RefSeq and is a predicted model, not a curated record. Gene Ontology annotation, biological process: synapse organization; homophilic cell-cell adhesion; protein phosphorylation. Bases 207 to 16652 code for a protein of 5481 amino acids. Gene Ontology annotation, cellular component: axon; plasma membrane; neuronal cell body.